This is a messenger RNA of Notolabrus celidotus (New Zealand spotty), 1856 nucleotides long. Its product is annotated as 5-hydroxytryptamine receptor 3A-like. Bases 95 to 1483 code for a protein of 462 amino acids. Gene Ontology annotation, molecular function: extracellular ligand-gated monoatomic ion channel activity; transmembrane signaling receptor activity; neurotransmitter receptor activity. Gene Ontology annotation, cellular component: synapse; neuron projection; membrane. Gene Ontology annotation, biological process: monoatomic ion transmembrane transport; chemical synaptic transmission; signal transduction. The record is from RefSeq and is a predicted model, not a curated record. The transcript has 10 exons. Lineage: Eukaryota; Metazoa; Chordata; Actinopteri; Labriformes; Labridae.
GGGAGUGUUACCAACAGACUCAAAGAGACAACACCUAGAGGACAGCUGACUGUACAGAAAUCCUCCUGACUUUGGAUUCUCAGAGUCUGUGGUCAUGAUUCAAAUUGGCUUUCUCUUUCUGCUCUUCCUCACAGAUGGAGUGUUUCCUGAGGAGAACUGUAGUUAUCAUGAUGUCUUGAGCUACCUGAAUCUGACCAAAAAGAAUGAGCUGUUCUCCAUGACCCGGCCGGUUAGAAACUACAAACGCCCCACAUAUGUUAGCCUUGAAGUACUUCUCUACGCCAUUCUAGACGUGGUUGAGAAAGAGCAGAAAUUCAUUCCAUAUGUUUGGACGGUCAUGAGAUGGCACAAUGAAUACAUUUCGUGGGAUCCAAAUGAUUUCUGUGGAAUUGACAACAUUUCUCUUCCUGCUGACACUUUGUGGAAGCCCGAUCUCACCAUUGAGGAAAUGACAGAGAAGGACAAAGCCCCUCCAAGUCUUUACCUCUCCAUCAACAAUAAAGGUGAAGUCGAGGUCCAGGACGACAUGGUGCUGGUCAGCUCCUGCAGGAUGCACAUUUAUAAUUUCCCCUUCGACAUACAGAAAUGCAACCUCACCUUCAAGUCUGUCAUACACACUGUCAAGAACAUCCGGCUGCAGGCGAGCGACAACUCCUCAGAGGCCACAGAGUGGUCUCGUGAGGUGAUGAGGACUCAGUAUGAAUGGCUCUUUCUUAACAUGGCUGUAACCACCAUCAACGCCACUGAUAUGAUCAGCCAAGACUUCAUCGUUUACACGAUCACCAUGAAGAGGCGAUCUAUUCUCUACAUUGUGAACUUCUUGCUUCCAGUCAUGUUCUUCUUGUGCCUGGAUCUGGCCUCCUUCAUGAUUUCGGACAGCGGGGGUGAGAAGCUCAGUUUCCAGGUCACUGUGCUGCUCGCUGUCACGGUGUUGCAGCUUAUUCUGAAUGAAAUUCUGCCAGCCUCCUCCAACAGGAUUCCACUUAUAGCGCUCUACUGCAUUGGGAUUUUUGCCCUGAUGUUGCUCAGCCUCUUGGAGACCAUUGUGGUGAUGUAUUUGAUGGAGAAGGACUACCCUUCCCAGGACAACACAUCAGAUAGAGACCAAAGCCUGAGUGAGGAGUGUAACAAAGAUAGAAAAGUUAACUUCCACAACCAUCACACAGACAUGAACCAAUGGACUCAGCGGGCCUGUAUCCAUGAUGGGUCCUCUUGUGAAACUCCAUCUGAACUCCAGGCCAUGGCCAAAGAGGGCAGCAGCAGCAAACUGAUGGAGGAGUUUCAUGUCUUGGAGAAGCUUUCUGAAGAGCUUAGGGAGAUCGAGAAGACACUGUCCCUGCUUCUCAAAAAUAUGAAGAAAGAGGAGAAGCCUGGUUACUGGACCAAAGUUGCUAAAAUAGUCAACAGAGUGUUCUUUAUUUUCUAUGUCACGGUGGUCACUCUCUUCUUGAUUGUUAUCUUUUACAAAUGGAACAGUGCAUAGAUGGUUAUUGCUUUAUGAUUCAAAUGUUGUCUUCCUAUGUUGCGACUAUAGAUUCUAGCUCUCAUGUGGCUCUACAUUUAAAGCUGGUUCUGAUGAUGCUCAGAUCCGUAAACAAUCUUUGCACUGAAGAGGGGAUUUAUUCUUCUCAUAUUACUCUGCUAGAAGAUGUGCACUUAUAAAAGCCACAUUUUCAACACUGUGGUUUGUUUCAAGGCUAAUGAGGAAAUGUGUACUCAGCUUUUUAAAUAUGUAUGGAGACUUAAAGGGAAUUAUCAGCACUGUUUGCAUGUUUAUGUAUCAAGCUUAUAGAGCAUACACACAUUGUUAGUUUAAGAUAUUUGUCUGGUUGUAUAAUAAAGUUCUGGUACACUUA